Molecule: messenger RNA, 2217 nt
Organism: Drosophila hydei
Lineage: Eukaryota; Metazoa; Arthropoda; Insecta; Diptera; Drosophilidae
Gene: RanGAP
Product: ran GTPase-activating protein
Exons: 5
Coding region: 328-2145 (605 amino acids)
Biological process (GO): signal transduction; nucleocytoplasmic transport; activation of GTPase activity
Cellular component (GO): cytosol; nucleus; perinuclear region of cytoplasm
Molecular function (GO): GTPase activator activity; small GTPase binding
Source: RefSeq, a predicted model, not a curated record
AACUUAGCAAAAAGAAUAGCAUGUGAAACAAUGUAGCAACUAAGUCGAUUCAAGUCUCACAAUAACUUAAUAACUGGCAAAAUUCAAUGUAGUGUUGCAAAAUACAUUCGCCGGCUCUGAUAGAGUGAGACGAAGCUAUACUCGUAGCCAGCAGCUGUCAAAAUAGAUGCAGCUGCCUGCAAACAAACGCCGCAAUUUCUGUCACUUCGAGCGCUCUUUUGCAAGGUUAACGCGAAUUUUUCGAGCUUACAAAAAAAGAGAAUAUUAAAAUAAGAAAAAGUACAGUUUUAACUAAAAAUUGAAUUAUUAAAAUAAUAAUAAGCAAAUAUGUCAGUCCCAACCAUAUCGAACUUCAAUUUCGCCAAUAUGGCAGCACAGCUCAACGAGGAGCAGGGUAUUUCCUUCGAAAACAAAGCAGAAACCUGGAAUAAUGCUGAAGAUGUCAAAGCCGUUGUUGAAGCACUCAACAGCCAAUCCAUAGUGCAUUAUCUUAAUCUCGAUGGCAAUACACUAGGCGUGGAGGCCGCUCAAGCUAUUAGCGAAGCGCUCCGUAAGCAUCCGGAAUUUCGCAAAGCCCUAUGGAAAAAUCUUUUUACGCGACGUCUCGUCUCGGAGAUCCCGUUGGCUUUGGAACAUUUGGGCGCUGGUUUAAUUGCAGCUGGUGCCAAGCUCACAGUGCUCGAUCUCAGCGAUAAUGCACUCGGUCCAAAUGGAAUGACCGGAUUGGAGGAGUUCCUACGAUCGCCCGUCUGCUACUCGCUGCAGGAGUUGUACCUCAAUAACUGUGGCCUUGGUCCUGAGGGCGGACGCAUGUUGUCUGUUGCCCUCAUCGAUCUCCAUAAAAACGCCAAGGAAGCAGGUACGCCGCUGCAAUUACGGACCUUUGUGGCUGGACGCAAUCGCUUGGAGAAUGCCGGAGCCAAGGCUUUGUCAAAAACAUUCAAAGUACUGCAAACGCUGGAAGAGAUUACCAUACCGCAGAAUUCCAUUUAUCAUGUGGGCGUCGCGGCACUUGCGAAUAGUUUUAAACAGAAUCCGCACUUGCGUGUGAUAAAUAUGAAUGACAAUACGUUGGGCGUCCGUGGAGCUGCUAAGAUAGCGGAAGUCUUUGAGCACACCCCAUUAUUGCGUGAAAUUGACUUUGGCGACUGUUUGCUAAAGACCGAUGGCGCUUAUCAUUUCGCCGAGGCUCUGGAACAGAAUCACGAACAAUUGGAGCUGCUGGAUCUUAGCAACAAUGAUAUCAACUUUGAUGGAGGCCUGGUGCUGGUGACGGCCGUGCAGCAUAAGCCCAAGCUGCGUAUAUUUAAUCUGGAUGGCAAUUGCUUUGGUCAAAGUGGGAGUUCACAAAUCGUUGCAGAAAUGGCAAAAUGCAAAAAUCCUGCAGCUCUGCAGUCUUUGGAUGAAGUGCUCUCCGAAGAGGAGGGCGAGGAGAAUAACGGUGAUAAUGAUGACAAUGCGACACCCGAUAACAGCGACGAUGAUGAAGAAUCUGAUGAACACGCAGAUGAUGAUGAUGAACAAGACGAUGAUGGUGAUUAUGAUCCAAAUGACACCACAGAAGAGGUAGACGAAGAUGACGACGAAGCCUACGUAACCAGCAAUGCUUACACCACUAAGCUUUUCAACGACAGCAUGACCUCUAACAAAACCAGCAACAAUUUUGAUAUGACAAUAAAGAAUGGCAACAAAACGCUCAGCACCAUCGCCUGCACUCCGGAGAUAUUUUGCCUUAGUCAAACGCCUUGUACGCUGCAACAAUUUGACUCGCUGGAGGCGAAUAAUAAGCUUGAUGCCUUCCAUAACAUAAUCAAUUUAUUCGAUGAGGAUAAUCACUUGCUGCUGCUAAUCUUUACGUCGCUAAAGUGCGGACAUCUUGCUCAAACAUCGCCGGCUGCUUUGGAGCUGGCUAUAUCACUAUAUCAGGCUACCUUUGACUAUGCCAUCAGAACAGAGCAGGAAACGCGAGUCCUGGAGUAUUAUUUGAUACAGUUGGGUCUAUUGCGCAGCGAAGAACGCUUCAAGAGCGAAUACAAUAUGAAGGGCUGUCGUUAUGCUCUACGCGAGGCAAUCAAGAAGAAAAACUUUGCCAACGACAAUAUAAAGAAUACAUUUAACACAUUUCUCGAUCAACUCGAUGAUUAGCGAGUACCACUAGAAUAAGUUUUAACAAAAUUUCUUUCCUAGCAAGCAAAAACUGUAACCAUUCUAAUAAAU